AUGGAUUCGGUGCGAGAGCGUAUCGCAAUCCUCGAGCCCAAGAUCGACAAAAUCAUGAAAAUCGGGGGCACCGCCGGCCUCUCACUGGGUGUUCUUCACCACGGAGAGCCAAUCUACCUUGCCAACUUCGGCUUUCGAGACAUCGAGAAACGCCUAGCACCCGACGCAAACACCAUAUACUCAUGCUGCUCCCUGACCAAGGCAUUGACCUCGGCGGCCGUCGGCCUGCUCGUUGAGGAUGGCAAGGUCAAAUGGGAUACACUUCUCACGGAAGUUGUGCCCGAGUGGCAUACUAGAGACGACGUGCUACACACACAGACGACGGUCGCUGAUUUACUUUCCCAUCGCACUGGCAUGGCAUGGGCAGACAACCUAUACAUCAGCACCAACAACAACGUUAUGAUCUCGUCGAAGGAUAGCCUUCAAUACCUCAUCCACCAAGAAGCUCUCCUUCCCUUCCGUGGCCAGUUCGCGUACAAUAAUCUGGGCUAUGAGGUCUCCGGGCACGUCAUUCAAAAGCUCACUAGCUCUUACUGGUCCGACAUAAUACACUCCCAAAUCUUGGGUCCGCUUGGAAUGCAACGUACUUCCUUCAAGACUCCUCCUCCAGGUACGGACAAUGUGGUGGUGGCUCAUUGCACCUUGGAUGAUGGGACACAUACACCAGUUGGCGGCGUACGAGCGGGAGAUGAUCUUUUUGGAGGACCAAGUGGCGGCUUGCAAAGUUCAGUAAAUGACCUCCUGAAGCUAUAUUCCGUUUUCUUCAAGUCAUUCAAUGAUCAGUUCACGCAUGGAGGAACAACAACGGAAGGUUCGCCCUUGAAACAAGUCAAUCACUUAAUGUCGGCUAAGGUUCCGGUAAAUCCACCCACCCGAACCGAGACUUCAUAUGGCUACGGUUGGGCCCGCGUACAACUGGCUGCUACUAUGGGAGACAUAGGUUGCAAUCCUCCAUUGAUGCCGGAUGGUAUGCCUGUCGUAGGCAAGGGCAUCCCUUCGCAGCUGGUCAUCUAUCACCAAGGUAGUUUGCCAGGGGCAUUGACUGCCACCAUGUUGAUCCCAGAAACCGAAAGCGCUAUCGUUAUCUUGACCAACUCCUUGGCCCUCAAUGACGUGCCUGACUGGGUCGGACAACUUAUCCUGGAGGCAUUGCUGGAUGCACCCAAGGAAUUGCGGAAUGACUACAUCAAAGCCGCCGAGGUUAGCCGCGCAACAACUCUUAAGUGGUACUCGACCACUACCGAGGAGCUCUUCAAGGAACAAAAGAACGGAAUAUCUCCCAGGGAUUUGUAUGAGUACGUUGGAACAUACUGGGAUCCGGCUCGCGUUUUCAAGAAAUUUGCUCUGACUCAUUACCAUGACGACGUAUUCACUUGGAUCCAGCCUCGGAACGAGCUGGUCAAGCGAGGACGCUGGGUUGAUCAAGGUCCCGACUUCUGGAAGGUGGACUUCAGGGCUGACGGGGAGGGUCGGAUUGAGAGCUUGUUCUGGGUCUACGAUAUCGGCGUGCCAGCUGUAGAACACCGUAAAUAA
Molecule: messenger RNA, 1533 nt
Organism: Trematosphaeria pertusa
Lineage: Eukaryota; Fungi; Ascomycota; Dothideomycetes; Pleosporales; Trematosphaeriaceae
Product: beta-lactamase/transpeptidase-like protein
Exons: 2
Coding region: 1-1533 (510 amino acids)
Source: RefSeq, a predicted model, not a curated record